Molecule: messenger RNA, 1818 nt
Organism: Procambarus clarkii (red swamp crayfish)
Lineage: Eukaryota; Metazoa; Arthropoda; Malacostraca; Decapoda; Cambaridae
Source: RefSeq, a predicted model, not a curated record
AUGCCAGAAGACCUUAGAGAAAACAAUAAAGUAGCUGUUACGACUGCAAGAAAAAUGGCAGGUUUGAUAAGAAGAACCUUUCAAGCAAGGGAUGCCAUGCCAGUGAUGAUAUUUGUCAAGACACCAGUGCUCUCCAGAGUGAACUCUGGUACUGCUCUUACUCUUACUCUCAUCCCUGCCACUGGUACUGCUCUUACUCUUACUCUCAUCUCUGCCACUGGUACUGCUCUUACUCUUACUCUCAUCCCUGCCUCUGGUACUGCUCUUACUCUUACUCUCAUCCCUGCCUCUGGUACUGCUCUUACUCUUACUCUCAUCUCUGCCACUGGUACUGCUCUUACUCUUACUCUCAUCCCUGCCUCUGGUACUGCUCUUACUCUUACUCUCAUCCCUGCCUCUGGUACUGCUCUUACUCUUACUCUCAUCCCUGCCUCUGGUACUGCUCUUACUCUUACUCUCAUCCCUGCCUCUGGUACUGCUCUUACUCUUACUCUCAUCCCUGCCUCUGGUACUGCUCUUACUCUUACUCUCAUCCCUGCCUCUGGUACUGCUCUUACUCUUACUCUCAUCCCUGCCUCUGGUACUGCUCUUACUCUUACUCUCAUCUCUGCCACUGGUACUGCUCUUACUCUUACUCUCAUCCCUGCCUCUGGUACUGCUCUUACUCUUACUCUCAUCCCUGCCACUGGUACUGCUCUUACUCUUACUCUCAUUCCUGCCUCUGGUACUGCUCUUACUCUUACUCUCAUCCCUGCCACUGGUACUGCUCUUACUCUUACUCUCAUCCCUGCCUCUGGUACUGCUCUUACUCUUACUCUCAUCUCUGCCUCUGGUACUGCUCUUACUCUUACUCUCAUCCCUGCCACUGGUACUGCUCUUACCCUUACUCUCAUCCCUGCCUCUGGUACUGCUCUUACUCUUACUCUCAUCCCUGCCACUGGUACUGCUCUUACUCUUACUCUCAUCCCUGCCUCUGGUACUGCUCUUACUCUUACUCUCAUCUCUGCCUCUGGUACUGCUCUUACUCUUACUCUCAUCUCUGCCACUGGUACUGCUCUUACUCUUACUCUCAUCUCUGCCACUGGUACUGCUCUUACUCUUACUCUCAUCUCUGCCACUGGUACUGCUCUUACCCUUACUCUCACCCCUGCCUCUGGUACUGCUCUUACUCUUACUCUCAUCCCUGCCACUGGUACUGCUCUUACUCUUACUCUCAUCCCUGCCUCUGGUACUGCUCUUACUCUUACUCUCAUCUCUGCCACUGGUACUGCUCUUACUCUUACUCUCAUCCCUGCCACUGGUACUGCUCUUACUCUUACUCUCAUCCCUGCCACUGGUACUGCUCUUACUCUUACUCUCAUCCCUGCCACUGGUACUGCUCUUACUCUUACUCUCAUUCCUGCCUCUGGUACUGCUCUUACUCUUACUCUCAUCCCUGCCACUGGUACUGCUCUUACUCUUACUCUCAUUCCUGCCUCUGGUACUGCUCUUACUCUUACUCUCAUCUCUGCCACUGGUACUGCUCUUACUCUUACUCUCAUCUCUGCCUCUGGUACUGCUCUUACUCUUACUCUCAUUCCUGCCUCUGGUACUGCUCUUACUCUUACUCUCAUUCCUGCCUCUGCUACAAUCUCUACUCUUUCACUAACUCUCGGUUCCUGCCAUUACUACUUAUUCAAACCUUCAAAUCCAGGGUUGUCACCAAAAUGUUCCAACUUUUCAAAUCACUUGUGCUUCUCCGCCUUGAGUACUACUCAAUACCUGCCUCCCCUUUCAAAGCAGGAGACUUCUGAAAUUAAAGGAAUACAGAGAAGGUAA